Molecule: messenger RNA, 596 nt
Organism: Racocetra fulgida
Lineage: Eukaryota; Fungi; Glomeromycota; Glomeromycetes; Diversisporales; Gigasporaceae
Source: the annotation of a GenBank genome assembly
AUGAUUAGUAAUAAAGAAAACUUACAAAAAUGUGAUCAUUGUAAAGGGUGGUACUCUAAAGAAAAUUUUGUUGGAUUGCGAGGAAGAAGCGUUAAAUCAUGCAACAAAUGUCGAGAAUCAAUUAAUAACACCAAUAAAGUAAAAGCAAAAAAUAAUGAAUCUAAACAAAUUAAACGAUGUCAAGAUCAUGCUUACAAAUGGGAAGAGCUUGUGGAGGUAUUAUUAGGUUUUUUGAAACUUUAUAAAGAUUUUGAAGAUGCAAAACCUUGUGAGCAGAUAUUUAAUGUGGAGAUUACGAUUUUUCUUGAUGCUUUCCUUGAUCAAAUUGAAACUACUGACAAAGAUGAAAGUAAUAAAAUUGUAGCGUAUCAAGUUAUAGAGCUUAUUUCCAAGGCAGAUGGAUAUACAUAUAUUUACUAUACUCGUGACAAGUUAAAAGAGGAUACUGAACCUCGACUUUUACGAUUUGAAUGUGAAGAUUCUAUCCUUAUUACAAUUAAGCGGUCUCAUAGGUUGAUUUAUAUUCGUCUCAAGGAAUACAAAAUUGUUGAGGACCAAGCUGAAUCAACUAUUCAAUAUCUUUCAAGGCAUCCAAU